AUGGCUUUUGUUGGAAUGAUGAAGGACAUUGAACGAGAUCCUAGCAUUGCAAAACGUUAUGGUGUAUCUCUGACCGACGAAAUGUUUGCUAACAUGAAAAAGAAAAUCAACGAGCUUGAAAAACCUGGAGACAGUAGCAAACCUAAAGCGCCACCUGCGUCAACUGCGCCUCGCCCACCCACACAAACGGGGUAUGAAUGGAAAGAGGUUAAGACUGCUGACGGAUCUAUUUAUUACUGGAAUAAAAAAACAGGUGUCACACAGUGGGAGAGGCCACAAGCCUCGAUUGAACCUGUUGAUGACUCUGCCGCAGUUCAAAGGGAAAAACAACGCCUUGAUCAAUUUCUAUUUAACAGGCUUAUCGAACUGAGCGAGUCUGGACAUUCUGGAGCUAAUGAAGCCGUUUGUCAGGCCUUUGACGCGCCUCUACCUUCAUCUACAACUGAAGACGAACAGGACGCCGACAGUGACAAUAAAACAGAAGAUCCAAUUGAAGGUCCAAUCGAACCGGCCGCGCCUCCUUCACCCAAAAAGCCGAAAAUCAAAGUAAAUCUACUAGGAGAAUGGCAGCCAGUACUACCCGAACCACCGAAACCGACCUCCAACCUCGAUCUGCCUUCUGAUUUGCCCGUAAAACGGACGAGAAUAGAAAGGAUCAAACUCUGUCUACCCUCAGUCGCCAAAGGUAAGUCUUCAAGCGCGAAAGAAGUCUUCGCCGAGAAGGCUGAACUGCUGGCUCGCCUCUCGGAGGUCAACGAGUCUAACAUCGAUGAUGCCAAGCAUCCG
Molecule: messenger RNA, 786 nt
Organism: Dibothriocephalus latus
Lineage: Eukaryota; Metazoa; Platyhelminthes; Cestoda; Diphyllobothriidea; Diphyllobothriidae
Source: the annotation of a GenBank genome assembly